GAAGCUCUAUACAAUUAUAUUACGAUAUUUAUUAUAGAGAAUCAUUUUUAUGCUUUCCAGGUUGACUUCAUUCCGAAAAAAUACAUCUAUAAUGUUUAUAAACAAGCAGAUAGCACUUAUUGGAUGGAAUCAAAGUGCUAAGAUUUCAAAAUGCCCCCUCAUUACUUUAAAUGCUGCCCGAUUCAUUUCAUGUCGGCCUUUCAUAUAUGGACAAAAUUUUCAUUCUCAAAAUUGCAAUCAUAAGAAAGAAGAGAAUAACACCAAUGAGGUAGCUCUAUCAAUUUUCAACAGAGCUUUGCAUUUUGAAGAUAAGAUUGCUUUAAAAGAUCAGUUCGGAUUGUAUACUUAUUCCUCAUUAUUGCAAGCCAGUAUAAAGUUGUCCAAGGAGUAUGGAGAGAAUUUACAGGGGAAGUUUGGCGAAAGAGUUGCUUUCCUGUGUCCAAAUGACAGUUCUUAUAUCUUUGCUCUCUGGGCAUCAUGGAUUAAUGGGCAAAUUGCUGUUCCGUUGAGUCCCUUACACCCUGAAAGUAUGCUGGAAUACUAUGUUGAAGACUGCUCUGCUCAAUUACUUGUAACCACCUCUGAGUAUGCUCCACUUUUAGAGCCUAUUUCGUCAAAGGAAGGUAUCAAAUUAAUUGUUCUGGACAAAUCUCUCAGAGACGAUGCUGUUGCAACCGAAAUAAAUAACGGAUCUGAAGUGAAAAUGGAAACAUGUGAGCCGAUCAUCUCUCAUCAAAGUUUCCAACUUCCAAACAGGUUCUACGAUGAAAACGAUGCUCUAAUAAUUUACACAUCUGGAUCAACUGGAAUGCCCAAAGGAGUUGUAGUUUCUCAUCGCAGUUUACAAACACAAAUUGAGAACAUGUUGACGGCUUGGAGUUGGAGGGCCAGUGACUGUAUUCUCCAUACGUUGCCUCUACAUCAUACUCACGGCAUUAUAAAUGCUCUACUCUGUCCAUUAGCUGCUGGAGCAAAAUCGAUCCAUAAACAGAGUGUUGCUGUCGAUUUGAAAUUCUUUUUUAGAUUAUUCAUGUGUGGCUCAGCUCCGUUGCCUGUUCAGAUUUUUGACAGAUGGAAAACUAUUACAGGGCAUGCGAUCCUUGAACGUUACGGCAUGACUGAAACCGGAAUGACGUUGACGAAUCCAUUGCAAGGUGAACGAUUAUCAGGUAGAGUUGGAACUCCUUUUCCAAGCGUGCGUGUCAGACUCGUGAAUUCGAACGACGGAUCUACGUUGUCAAUAGGAACUUCGAAAAGUACAAAAUUGUUACAGAAAACUAAGGAAGACGUAGUCGCUGGAGAAUUGCAGGUGCAGGGUGAAAAUUUAUUCAAGCAAUAUUUCAAUAAGCCCGACAAAACUGCCGAAGAAUUUACAAGUGAUGGAUGGUUCAAAACUGGAGACUAUGCGGAGUACAACACAAAAAGUGAUAGCUAUGCAAUUUUGGGUCGUACUUCGGUGGACAUAAUCAAGACUGGUGGAUAUAAAGUAAGCGCCAUUCAUGUGGAGACAGCACUUCGAGAUCAUCCCGACAUCGAUGAUUUAGCUAUUAUUGGAAUUCCAGAUUUCACAUGGGGCCAAAAGGUUGCAGCGGUGAUUGUUCCAAAACAAGGAAUCGAACUUGAUCUAAUCAAGUUGAAAGAAUGGACCAAAGCCAAAUUGCCACCUUAUGAAAUUCCUUCCGUGUAUAAACUUGUCAGUAAGAUACCAAGGAACGCUAUGGGAAAAGUCAACAAACGAGAUCUCACCAAACAAUUGUUCCCCGAAGGAAGAAUGAAAGGAUUGCAAAGUCAGUGACAGCAUCGUACUUAUCCAUAAAUGAUGAUUUUAUGGGUCUUAUAAAAUGGGUAUAUCACUAUUCAUUCCUUGCUCAAUCAUAAUCCAAUUUUAUUAUUCAAGUUGGGCCUGAAUUUGUACAAUUGUUUCAGUAAGGUGUAUUAUUUUUUUGCGCUCGUAAAGUUAGUUAUAGGGACAAGUAGAGUUAUAUUUGACUGCUGUAUAAAAACAAAGCUUGUCCAUCAAAACGAAUCGCUCAUUCACAUGAAAUUUUUGGCUGUAGCUUUUAUCUCAGGCAGGGGUUAGACCAAAUGAACAUAGAGCUAGGGCUACUUUAUAGUCCAGGAAAUUGUGUCGAAGAAAGUGUCAAAUUCACAAAAAAAAUGGCAUCAUAUACGCUCCAUGCGAUGAUUGGUUUGACUGCUCUAGUGCAUUAUUGCAUCUUGUUACUGUGAACAUCUGCUAUUUAUGCCUUCUUCUGCAACUAAUCUAAUUGACAAAAAAUUAGUUAGGCUAUUUGACUCAAAAUUACUUUAAUACGGUAUGUGUAACUAUUACCCGCCUAAUCCGAUCUUACACAGCAACUACUGCAAUUUUGCAUAGAUAUAAAACUGAAUAUAAUUUGCCAUUUUCUGUAAAUUGAUUCUUCACGUCGAUUCAGAGUCCAGACACAGACCUUAUCAUUAGUCUGUGCUCGUGGCUGUAACAACUGUAUGUAGUAUGGGUAUGUGUGGGGGUGGGGGUGUUAGGGAGCUCUUAAAACAUUAGUUAGUUUUUCUGGCUGUGAUAUUUAUUUUAGCUGAAAUUUUUGAAGGCGAGUGAGGAAGGCUAAUUUUUAUAGAACGGCUUGUAGAGUGAGAACAGACUAAUGAGCGCAGAUUAAUUUAGCGCACAGACUAAUGACACUAUCUGUACCUGGGUAUACCUCACUUUGAGGUGGCAUGGCCUUGUGACAUCGUCACACUUCACUCUAUUCAAACUUCAAUGUGGUGGUUCACAUUAUUAUUGCUAUAAAUUAUGAGCCUCAUUCCUCAAGGUCCAUUUAAGUUUUCCCAUUCGUUUCAAGGAAACUUUUUCAAUACUUUUUCCAUUGCUUCUUCAGGUGUCAAAGGCACAAAUGCAAGCUGAGAAGUUCUUCUAUGUACUGUCUUAUUCUUUGGACUUUAUCAAGACUGUGAGAAUCACGAUAUAAAUUGCUGUGCUUUUUACGGAUAAGUUUGUUUCUAAUUUUUGAAUCAACGUUUUUUAAAGUACCUGACUCAUUAUUUCACAGCUUAAACGUGUUUAGUGAGUGUAAUUUUGUUAUUUGAUUUGGUUUCAAGCAAUAUAGAUUCAAAAGUUCUUGUUGUCAAAUGUUUGCACUGAAAAUUGGACUCAAAAUCACAAGUGAAUGAAUCAUAACCCACUUUUCGGAGUAUUAAUCAAAAUUUGGGGAAAGAACAAUUUUGGGCUGUGCCUGUUGGUCCUUCUUCAAUCAUUUUAAUAAUUUGUUCUUUGUAUUUAAAUAAAUAAAUAUUUUCAAGUAUAUAUAAGAUAGUAAUCCUUGUAUCUCUCAUUUCUCGAUAGAUAAGGAUAGUGAACGUUUCUAAAUCAAUGCUUGAAAAGUAUUUAUCUAUUCAAUACAAUAUUAAAAAUCAUUUUAAUCUCUGUAUAAAGUUGAGCCAAUUCCAAGGGCAAGCCAUAUUAUGCGUUUUCAGACAGCGGUUUUAGAGUCGGCAGGGCAGGAGCUCCUCUGAUUGGCUAAUUGGGUGAAAAAUUCCUGAAAACCCGUUUAAUGAGGUAUGGCCCUUACUGUGUCAUUAACUGGACAUUCACCUUGAAUUUACAGAUUAUAGAAUGAGUGUUAUUACAUGUUCAUCAAGUAACCGAUAGAAUUUGUUCAGUUGAAUGAGAUUGUAAAAAUGAAUAAGUUGAACAACAAAUGUUUUCAAUAUUCUUUAUAUUUCUAAAUUCGGAAAAUAGACUACAUCGCAGUUAUAAUCUAAUUGAAGGACUCAUGAGCAUCUAUUAAAUUUACAUGAGUUACAUCACAUAAUAUUAUUUAUUGACUAUUAUUAUAAUUAGGUCGAUCUAUGCGAGUCAUUGCUUUUGAUUAGAAACAAAUAAUUUAUCUUAAUAAAUAAGAAACAGUCGUCCGAAAUAGAAAAAAAUGUUCGCUUUGAAAAUAGAAAAAAAUGAAAUUAUUCUUUCUAUAAAAAUAACAUUUUUAUUCAACAUAAAGGUCUUUUCCAAUAAAAAAGUACAGAAGAUUCUAAAGAAUUACUAAUAUAAUUAAAAGAAUACUGCUCAUUCAUUAGAAAAUUAAAAAAAAAGAUUCUUCAAGUCAUCGGUUAUAAAACAGCGGUAUGCUAGAUAUUAUUUGACAUUCAUACAGAUUAUAACAAUAUUAAAAAUUACAUAACGCUGAUAUUAUGAUUUUAGUCACAAGAUUGAAACUAUUUAGUCUUUUUUCAAAUAAACUUAAUGACAAGUCGUGAGAAUCAAACUGCAAAAUGUGAUAUAAACAUGUUAGGCCUAUGCAUGCGUAGCGCUGUACUUUAUAACCGCAACAAAAUUACAAAUUCACUAAAAUCUGAUAAUAAAUUAGCUCGAUUAUUAUCUAAAAUAAAUAAAAACAAUACAAAAUGUUCACACAAAUAAGAUUUCAGCUAGCUUUCCUGAGUAAAAUAGUAAAACAGUCUUUGAAAGAAAUGCGUAAGGAAUGUGAGAAUGAAACCGACAAUAGUAACGAACCACCUUAGACCUAGUCAUAACCCCAUUCGGAACACACUAGGCCUAAGGUCAUCCUGUUAGAUCAUUAGAUCUAUUCGACUGUUUAAACGCCAUAAUCGCACUGUAUUAUCGCUGCAACAGAAAAAACAAAUUUCAAAAUUAGUUUGAAAUAUUAAUUUAUUGUUAUAAAUCCAUGAUAAUUA
Messenger RNA from Nilaparvata lugens (brown planthopper), 4689 nucleotides. Its product is annotated as malonate--CoA ligase ACSF3, mitochondrial. Bases 50 to 1795 code for a protein of 581 amino acids. Gene Ontology annotation, molecular function: medium-chain fatty acid-CoA ligase activity. The transcript has 9 exons. The record is from RefSeq and is a predicted model, not a curated record. Gene Ontology annotation, biological process: fatty acid metabolic process. NCBI's taxonomy places the organism in Eukaryota, Metazoa, Arthropoda, Insecta, Hemiptera, Delphacidae.